CGCCGGGUCGGCAGUGCCCGCGAUCUCCCCCUCCCUUGAUGGCCCACCAUCCCUGCCCAGAUGGCGGCGGUCGAGGCCUCCGACCUGGAGGAGCCAUCCCCGCUGCUGCCCGAGCGGCGAGGGGGGUCCGCGCCAGCGCGAGGCGCUCGCCCGGCCGCGCUGGCGGGCGUGCUGGCAGUGGCGCUCGCUGCGCUCGCCGCAGCGCUGUCGCUGCGCGGGGCGGCCGGGGGCGCCGCUUCGAGGGCCUCCGAGGGCCGUGUUGGCCUGCUGGAGGCCUCGUCCUGCACGGGGCCGCAGGACAGACGGCACGAACAACGGUGGCAGCAACUUGGCGGAGACGGCCGCCGUGACGGGGUCCGCCGAGGACUGCUGCGCGAGCUGCCUGCAGGAGUCCGACUGCAGGGGUUAUACCUGGGUGAAGGGAUCUGGCGAGUGCUGGCUCAAGUCCUCGCUGGGAAGCUCCGAGGCCGACGGCUCCGUCGUGAGCGGCUCGGUGGCGCUCGCGGUUGCAGCGGCGUCUGGCCCCGCGCCCUCCGCGGCUGCGCCGGCUCCCGCGGUGGCCUCCGCUGAGGGUCACGCGGCGCACGGGCCCGCUGCCGCGGGGCGCAGCAAGGAGGCGGCAGCGCCAGCGAAGCGCAGGCGGCCCGUGGCUCCGACGGAGGCCCCGGCCGGCGCCGAGCAGCUCCCGUGGGCCGAGGCCAACACGAACGACGGGCACCUGAGCGACAGCAGGGCCGCGGUGUUGCUGGGCAAGACGCUGCGCGCCAGGGUGGACGUCAGCCAGGUGGGCUGCGGCUGCGUCGCGGGCUUCUUCCUCUACGAGGGCCCGCAGGAGCCGUACUGCGACGCAAGCGGCUCCUGGCCCGGGAAGGUGGAGAGGUGCGGAGAGAUCGACUUGUUCGAGGGCAAUAAGCACUCGUGGCAUUCCACGCUGCACAACAAGCUGGACCACCCAGGCCAGCAGGGCGGCUUCGGCGGCAUGCAGCAAGAGGACAUGACGUACGGUGCUGGCCCGCGAGACAUGUCUGGGGCCCACUACGGGCCUGGGGGCAGUAUCGUCGACACCGAGAGCCCGUUCAACGUGGCCAUCUCUUUCCCCAAGGGCCCUGACGGCAGCCUGGUCGACUUCGUCGUGAUGCUCUACCAGGACGGGAAAGAUCAGGCGAUCGAGUGGCGCGUGAACAAGAAGCGGGAGCGCGAGGGGAUGGAUUGCACCCGCGAGUGCGACAAUUGCUUCAGCAAGGCGGGCUGCGUGUACGGGCAGGACGACCUUGACACGUUCGCGGGCAUGCUGUCAGCUGGCAUGACCGUGCAGUCGACGUGGUGGAGCACCGACGAGCCGUGGCUUGACGGCGUCCUGGACGAGGAGGAGGGCGGCUGCAAGGUCGACCCCGGCCAGGAGGGGCAGGAGAGCUACGGGACCUACAAGGUUGCCCAUGGCGAGUGCGACGGAAAGUCGUACUCCGUGGACAGCUGGACUCUGGAGGACGUGCAGGAUCCCGGCGAGGACUGGGCGGCGGUGCUGGAGGCCAUGGACGCGUCGCCCGUCGUCAGCAAGAGUUGAGUCUCCUCCUCCUCCUCCUCGUCCUCCUCGUGCUGGAGCUGCGUCGCCCGUUUGGGCAGCUCCUCGCCACCACGGCCGACCUGCCCAGGUGAAGUGCGGUCCGCAGCACGGCCCCGGGAUAGGUCAGGUGGCCGACCUUGUGGCCCCGAAGCCCGGGCCAAUCUGCGUCCUCGCGCCGUGAGCACGUGACGGCGGGCGGAUUUCGGCGAUCUUCGUCCUCCAGGUGCCCUUGCCGGGGGGCCCGGGGCCGUCAAGAGACGACGCGGGACGAAGAAUGGGUCGCGGCGCAGGGGUCGGUGCUUUUGGAGGCCGAUCACUGUUUUGGGAAAACCUUUUUGGACUAACUUCACCUCGUCCUGCCAGCCCUCCGAGCUGCUCCCUGUGCGAGCGCCGCGCGGAAGCUUCGGGUUCGGGCCGAUGAGUUGCUCGCGGGCUGCGGGCGCAUGGCGCAAUUUCCCUUUACAGGGACAGGAUAAUUCGAGAGCGGAGCGGAGUCGUUGCAAGGUUGCCGUUCGCACGUCGUUGGAAA
Molecule: messenger RNA, 2093 nt
Organism: Prorocentrum cordatum
Lineage: Eukaryota; Dinophyceae; Prorocentrales; Prorocentraceae
Source: the annotation of a GenBank genome assembly